This is a messenger RNA of Acanthocheilonema viteae, 546 nucleotides long. The record is from the annotation of a GenBank genome assembly. Lineage: Eukaryota; Metazoa; Nematoda; Chromadorea; Rhabditida; Onchocercidae.
AUGAAAACAAUAGAAGCUUCUAUAGCUGUAGAUCUAGAAAGAUAUAGCGAAAAAUACAGCGAUAAUAUUUGUGUUCACGUUGGGGAUUCAGGAACUACGGCAGAAGAUUCAGUAAUAUUUCGGAAGAAAUUAGCAAGUUUCGGGUCAAAAACACUUGUUGAUCGGCGGGAGAUGGCGUCUGAAAAUUUUAUCAUAUUUUCUUGCACAAAUGCUCACAACGAAGUAGUACAGGAAGAUACCGAAACAAAAUUCAUGGACUCCUCUUAUCAGACAAUGAAUACAGAAGAUGCAAAAGGGAUGAAAAACAUUUCUGUGGCUGAUGGGAGCUUCACUCCGUACACAUUUGAUGAAAUAGAAGGAAUGCGAGAAAUCGGUAAUGUAAGAUUGGAAAAUCCAACAUCCCUUUCAGCAUCUCUACAAACCAAAUACAGUGAUGAAUUGACAGAAGUUAUAAGUCAGAGAGAAACUGACGGAAUUCAGCUUGCUAAUCAUCUAAGUGAAAUCGAUGUACGAAUUGAUGGAAGGUCUCAGGCAGGACAACUUUAA